AUGAAGUGGACCCAUCAACGGAUCCGCGAUGUCAUUAAUAAAUACUUCCACAAACGGGCGUGUUGGUUUCAAAUGGAAAUGGCUAAGGCGGUGUAUGAAGGUUAUGAUGUUGUCGGCGUAGCGGCUACGGGUUCCGGCAAGACACUAUCGUUCUUCGCACCACUCGCGAUGGCGUUGGAAGAGGGGCAGAAGAAGGUUGUCUUCGUCGUAACACCGCUGAAUCUCCUAGGUCAGCAGAAUUGCGAAGAUCUGAAUAAAGUUGGCCUACCCGCUAUCUCGGUGACAGCGGAGAAUGCCAGCCCAGAGACUUUCAAGGCCAUUGAAUCCGGAGAAUAUAGAGCCGUUAUAAUAAAUCCUGAGAUAUUAAUGAGUCCCGCCUGCGCUUUAUUAUGGAAGAAUAGAAAGUUUACCGCGACAAUCCUCAAUUUCGUCUUCGACGAGGCCCACUGUGUCAGUCAGUGGGGUUCAUUCCGGAGAGAUUACCUACAUCUGGGAACUCUCCGGUUCAUUUUGCCCGAUACAAUCCCUUUCUUCGUUGUAUCGGCCACGCUACCACCACCUGUCCUAACAGAAGUGUCGGCGAUACUACGACUACGCCCUGGGCGAACGAAGCAUUUCAUCCGCUCGAAUGAUCGUCCCAAUAUUGCGCUCAUCGUACGGCAGAUGAAGUACACGGUAACGAGCUAUCAAGAUCUAGCUUUCCUUAUCAAGGACGGGUGGAAGACUGGCGAUGCCGCACCUGAGAAAUUCGUCGUUUUCUUCGACAGCACACGCGAGACCGAGGACGCCACCCACUUCUUGCAGUCACGAUUGCCCAAGGAGUGUCGGUGCAAGAUCCGUUGGUUUCAUGCUACGAUGACGUCUACAUACUGUGCCAAUGAGUACGAAGCAUUCAGAAAGGGGGAAAUAUGGGCCCUGUGCGUGACAGAUGCAUUUGGAAUGGGGCUUGACUUACCAAACAUAAAGGUUGUCAUCCAGUGGAAGACCACCGCAAGUCUCUGCUCGAUUUGGCAGAGGAUUGGCCGUGCCGCUCGUGGGGAUGGAAGCACAGCGAAAGCUGUUGUCUUCGUUGAGAAGAAGUAUCUUGAUGUUAACCGACAAAAGAAGGAUGAGAAAGCAACACAGCGACUCGUUAAAGCAGCGACGAAGAAGAGAAAGGCACCCAGCAAUGUAACCGAUGAGCGACCCGCUAAGCGACCUGCGUUAGCCCCAAGUGCGGGAGCAAACAACAAUCAAGUGGGAUCAUCCACCUUGAAUUCCAGGAAUCUGGACAUCAACAACUUUGAAGCUGCGGCGAGGGAUCAGGAACGAGGUGUUGCGGUAGAGUUACAGCGGCAGAGUUAUCAUUCGAGUCGCAACCAGUACCGUUCAAUUGCAAGCGAUCAGAAGGAUCACUCAAUCGAACCUGCCCUAGACAACAUGGUGAAUGCACGUACACGUGGAUUUAAUUGUCGUCGUCAGCCGCCUACUAUCUACUUUGGGAACGACAGUUGUGCAAACGAGGACCACUUACUCUGCGACAAUACGCAACCAGACGGCUGCUCAAGGUGCCGACCGAAGGUGUGCAACAGUGAGACAUCACCUUGCUGCGAUGAAUGUGUUCCCGCACUCUUGGAACUCUUUGAAGGUGCCACUGUGCCUCCGCAAACUCGGGCAGCAUCUUGUUCAUCAAUAAAGCCGUACGAACCAACACUAGCGGACCAAAAUCUCAAGACCGCACUCAAGUCCUGGUGCAAGGUAGCAGCACAUGUCAAAUUCGGUUCUACCAUGGUUCAUACGCACAGCAUACAAGUAUUCAUGCACGACAAGAUCAUUCAACGCAUCGUCGAUUGCGCUCACAUAGACAGAAUUCGAACCAUUGAAGACCUCGCAAAGGAGACACGAUGGACUUUCGAGCGCAUCAAAGAUUACGGUGUCGAAAUCCUGUCCAUCAUUCAACAGCAUUCACAACAUUCCCUCACUGCUGAGCCGGCGCCCUCUGCCACGUCAACAAUAUCUACGACACCCGUGCUCAACAACCCACAACAUACUAAUCCAGACCUCGCGCAAGCCUCAGCCAAGCGAACUCGUGCACUGCCAAAGCAACGGCAGUGUAGCGAGUGCCAUCAAGUGGGCCACAUCAAAACCAAUCGGGACUGCCCCGCCCGCAAGGCAAAGCUUGAUGCAAUCUCAACGAACCAUUCAACCUCGACGAACCAUUCAACCAUGACAUCAAACAAUGAAAACCGACCCCCGCUGCCCAUCACAGCACAAGCCCAUUAUCCAACUGCGAACUAUUAUCCAUCUUAUUUUGCGUACAUGAACACCCCUAAUCCACAUACGCCGCACUUUCCCCACACUGGUCCAUCGUCUCGAUGA
Pleurotus ostreatus (oyster mushroom) is the source of this 2358-nucleotide messenger RNA. RefSeq lists its product as uncharacterized. The record is from RefSeq and is a predicted model, not a curated record. NCBI's taxonomy places the organism in Eukaryota, Fungi, Basidiomycota, Agaricomycetes, Agaricales, Pleurotaceae. Gene Ontology annotation, molecular function: nucleic acid binding; 3'-5' DNA helicase activity; four-way junction helicase activity. Gene Ontology annotation, cellular component: chromosome; nucleus; cytoplasm. The transcript is spliced from 6 exons. The coding region runs from base 1 to 2358 and encodes 785 amino acids. Gene Ontology annotation, biological process: double-strand break repair via homologous recombination.